AUUUCUAAGAUACUCAGUUGUACUUGUACAUAGGUACGUAUCUAUCUACCCAAUUUCAAGUUAUUUUCAGAACAUUUCUAAGGCGUCAAAACGGCCCAAAACCAUCUCCAGUCGACUCGGCAUAUCUAAUGUAUGAUCAACUUUUUUGUAAUUUGUAGCAUUUUCCCGGAUUUUCGAAAUUUUUCAAUUGAUGAGAUUGUAUGUUCUUCGAAUUUCUAAAGGAUCGUUGGAGUGGCCAAAUCAAACAAAUUGAAUUUCAUUAUAAUAAGUUCUUUGGUAUAGUAGGAUACCGUGGGCUGAAUAUUUCUUAUCGUAUGUGGACCAUCCGCCAUGAUAUUCGUAUUAGAGUUUAGAAAUAUGUAUACGUAUAAAAAGUACGAGUUAUCUUCAUUUUCAUUUCCUUUAUUCCUACUUAAUACUCCAUCAUAGUUUAGGUAUAUCAAGCUGUUGAUAAAAAUGACAUAAGUACCUAUUUGGUUUCAUAUUCAAGUACGUACGUUACUUAUUCGAGCAUAAGUUUAACACAGUGAAAUGAUUUUUGGCCCAAUGUCGGUGAAAUAUUACGUUAUUUUUCUUAUUUUACUAAGUGUGACUUACACAAACGGACGCUUACGUGACUGUGAAAGUAAACCAGGCAACUACUCUCACGAAACGGUCGCGGCGUCGGCAUUCAAAUGUGUUGUAUUUUCGCACUUCGACUUGCUUUCACCUCCACCUCAUGCUCAGUCUUCUAAUGAUACUAAAGCAGAUUUUGUUAUGGCAUAUGUUGAUUUGAAUAUCGAAGACGGAAUACUUCUAUUAAUUGGGAGUAUAUUUAUGCAAUGGUACGAUGAACGAACAGUGUAUGGCGCAGAAGAAUUUAUAGAUCCGCUUAUCCUAGAAGAUAUUGAAGCUGAUUCAGUGUGGAGGCCGAGUUUCACAUUGAACGACAAUUUGUUUUUAGACGAGAGGUACUACACCAAUUGUUUCGGGACUGGCCACUUGAAAAUGAAGUCGAAUGGAUUCUUACAUUGGAUGUCGUCAGUGAAUUCACACACUAGAUGUAAACUAAGCUCUAAUAGUUGGCCAUGGGGUCCUCAGAAGUGCAUCCUCAAUUUCACGAUCGAUACGCCAGAUAUUUCUGUCACUUUCUUUGAGUCCGUGGACAAUGUACCUGGAGUGCCAUCAUUAUGGACUAUUACCGGUGUCAAAAAAGAACUGGAGUUUCCUUACUUGAUAUUUGAGCUGACCUUAAAAAUGAAAAGCCAUUCCUUGCAAAUUACAUCGUGUUUGAAACUUAUAGCCGUUAGUUUGGUGCUUCUUCCAUCGUUUUUGAUAUCGCCAGAAAGCGGAGUCAAACUGGCAUCCAAAAUAUUAUCUCUGCUCAUGCUCGUUAUUGCCAUGCUUAUGUUGAUGAAUUCAAUUCCAAAUUUCACCGUAAUAGCUCCUAAUUUCUUGAUCGCAUUUGGCAUGAUAUUUACAAUGGUGGGAAUAUCCAGCUGUAUCACUGCCUUCCUACUCAGAUUAGCUAGGAAAUCACGCUCAUAUCAUCCAUCGUUGAUCACGGAAGUUGGAAAUUUGAAAGAAAACACACGUGAAAAUGAAGCGAUGAAAAUGGCAUCGUUUGAAGACAUUGCACCCUGUGAGGACGAAUGCACAAUUGAGGAAUCACUAUCAAAAAAAUCAGAAAAUGAAUGGUUGAGAAUCGGUGUAUUGAUAGAGCAUUCGUUAUUUGCGAUUUGUGCAAUACUUGUUACAUUUCUUACCAUAAGUUUUAUGAUCUGAAAUAGCACAAAAAUAGGUUUCGUAUCGAUUUGAUUAAAAUUUGAAACAUGUGUA
This is a messenger RNA of Planococcus citri (citrus mealybug), 1818 nucleotides long. Its product is annotated as acetylcholine receptor subunit delta-like. The transcript is spliced from 9 exons. The coding region runs from base 532 to 1764 and encodes 410 amino acids. The record is from RefSeq and is a predicted model, not a curated record. Lineage: Eukaryota; Metazoa; Arthropoda; Insecta; Hemiptera; Pseudococcidae. Gene Ontology annotation, molecular function: transmitter-gated monoatomic ion channel activity involved in regulation of postsynaptic membrane potential; transmembrane signaling receptor activity; excitatory extracellular ligand-gated monoatomic ion channel activity. Gene Ontology annotation, cellular component: synapse; plasma membrane; neuron projection. Gene Ontology annotation, biological process: signal transduction; regulation of membrane potential; chemical synaptic transmission.